This is a messenger RNA of Macrosteles quadrilineatus (aster leafhopper), 923 nucleotides long. RefSeq names its product ADP-ribosylation factor-like protein 6-interacting protein 1. The transcript has 5 exons. The record is from RefSeq and is a predicted model, not a curated record. Lineage: Eukaryota; Metazoa; Arthropoda; Insecta; Hemiptera; Cicadellidae. The coding region runs from base 138 to 755 and encodes 205 amino acids.
GUCCCGAAAGUCCGUUUUGUACGUUAUUUUGUUUUGUUAAUGUGCUCGUUUGUACAGGAUAAAAUAAAUACGUUAAAUUGUAUUUAUAGUUUUAAUAUUCUUUAUUAAAACAAAACUGUUGUAGCACAACCUACAAGAUGUCAGAAGCCACACUAUUCGGAAAUGAACAGGAUCAUGUGAAGAGGUUGAAGAGAGAACUAGAGGGUUGGCGAGAGAUCGUCCUACAAAUGAACUCUGUGUUACUCUGGGAGAAAAACUGGUAUCCUGGAGUGUUAGCUGGAGCAUCUACCAUACUUUUUAUGCUACUAUGGUUGGCAGAGCCGUCACUACUGAGUGCUGUCAGCUGUGCAGGAUUGUUGAUAACACUGCUGGACUACCUGGUGCCUACGCUGAGCGCUACAAUGUACAACCCUGCGUUGUGGACUGGCGCUCAGGAGAAACAGUUUGAGAACAUCUGCCGCACCCUGGUCCAGACGUACGCGACUGCCACUCAUCAGUUGGUCGCCUUCAAGGACCUCAAGCUCACCAGUCCCAAGUUGUACUACUCUGUUACCAUCUUCUCUCUGACUCUCCUCGCAUACAUUGGCAACAAAGUCAACAACCUCCUCCUCACGUAUCUAAUAGUUACAGCUGUUUUGCUACUGCCCGGGUUGAGUCAUCAUGGACUUCUACACAAGUAUUAUCAGCUGAUUCUCCAAAACAUUGCCAAUGUACUGAAAAGCUUGCAAGGUGGAGCAAAAAUCAAGGCAAACUGAUCUCUUUUGUGGCGCCUGCAAAAUUACUGCUUUGUAUAGACGUUGACAAAUAAGUGAUAAGCGUUAAGUGCACAUGCACUAUGGCUAAAUACUCCUAGUUUUUAUGUUAUACAUUUUGUUUUUAUCUUUAAAUUUAGAUAUUUGUGUGCUAUAAACAAUUUUUUUGUA